CGCAUCCCCGAGUCGAGCUCGCGGAGUCGCGCUUGCAGGGAAGAAACGAGUCUAGAGUCAACAUGACGCAAUUUUAGGAAACUUUCCCCCGCGGAGAACGGAAAUCUUUCCCCCGGCAUUUUCUAUUUUAUCGCCGUUUUCACUUUUGCGACUUUUCCUCUCUCUCUCUCUCUCUCUCUCUCUCUCCUCUCCGAGCCGCACCGGUGUGAUGCCCGCCGGGAUGUUCAGCAUAGACAGCAUCCUGUCCGGCCGGCCGAGCUGCAAGGAGCCGCUCCUGCUGCACCGGAGCGGCCCGGUGGUUCUGUCCGCCGGCCUCACGGACUCUAUCUACACCGACUACAACGGACUGUACUCGGCCACGUGCGGGCCUUCUCCUCCCGGUAUUCAGUCUGUGAACGGGACCAGGAUAGGAUAUAACGGCUACUAUUACGGACAGCUGCAAGUCCAGGGCGCCGGAGGAGGGCCGCCGUGCUGCGGCUCCGUGCCCGGCCUCAGCCCGCAGCAGUGCCCCUGCAUACCGGCAGGCUACGACAGCCCAGGCUCGGUGCUGAUCUCUCCGGUCCCCCACCAGAUGAUGUCCUACAUGAACAUGGGCAGCCUGUCGCGGACCGAGCUGCAGCUCCUCAACCAGCUGCACUGCCGCAGGAAGCGGAGGCACCGCACCAUCUUCACCGACGAGCAGCUGGAGGCUCUGGAGGGCCUCUUCCAGGAGACCAAGUACCCGGACGUCGGCACCCGAGAGCAGCUGGCCCGCAAGGUGCACCUCCGAGAGGAGAAGGUCGAGGUGUGGUUCAAAAACAGACGCGCUAAGUGGAGGAGGCAGAAAAGGUCUUCAUCAGAGGAAUCAGAGAACUCUCAGAAAUGGAACAAAUCCGCCAAAACGUCCGCGGAGAAAACCGAGGAGAGUAAAAGCGAGGUGGACUCGGACAGCUGAUAAUAACAGCGACCUAACACGGCCACAUGUGUGUGUGUGUGUGUGUGUGUACAUAUAGUGGAACGUAAUGUGGACUCGACGACAUGCUGGUGGUGUGAUGAAACGUGUUGCCAUGUUGCACAGUUGUACAUAUCUACAUUUUAUUAUUGAUUCUGUGUCCGCUAUUUAUAUUUAAUUUAAGGGGGUUUUGUAAUGUUAGGCACGGCCAGGGGACGUGACGCCCGGUGGACUGACUGAAAUGUCUGAAUAUAUCGUAAUGUUAUAUGUGACAUUUUUAUGGAUAUUAAAUGUUGUAAUUCUGGUAUUUUUCCGUUGUAACAUUCUUGAGUGCGGCCGGCCAGCCGCAGGGGGAAACACUCACAGGCUGAGCUCAGAGCUGUCAGCAGGAAUAUACCGAUGUUCUGUCAUUUUAUUUUGCAAAAAUAAGAAAACCUACUUAAAAAGGCAACGACUAUACAUUAAAAUAUAAAUGAAACAUCGUAAA
Molecule: messenger RNA, 1418 nt
Organism: Lates calcarifer (barramundi perch)
Lineage: Eukaryota; Metazoa; Chordata; Actinopteri; Centropomidae
Gene: gsc
Product: goosecoid
Exons: 3
Coding region: 209-934 (241 amino acids)
Biological process (GO): regulation of transcription by RNA polymerase II
Cellular component (GO): nucleus
Molecular function (GO): RNA polymerase II cis-regulatory region sequence-specific DNA binding; DNA-binding transcription factor activity, RNA polymerase II-specific
Source: RefSeq, a predicted model, not a curated record